Molecule: messenger RNA, 1557 nt
Organism: Paramecium tetraurelia
Lineage: Eukaryota; Ciliophora; Oligohymenophorea; Peniculida; Parameciidae
Exons: 2
Source: RefSeq, a predicted model, not a curated record
AUGAUAACUAAUACGAAUGGCAUUGCUGAAUCAAUAUAUCACUAUAUUUGGUUGAAGGAUGAUUCAUUACUCAAGGAGUCUUUUCAAUUGAGAUUGCCAGAUACAAUUAUAUUUAAGAAUGGAAUGCCUUAGGUUUGGUAUUUUACAAAUUAAUCAGGAGAAAUCCUUAUGAAGAAGAAUGAUUGUCGUAAACCUGAAAAUAUCAUCAACCAUUUUUGCAAUAAUAGCAAAUAAAAUGGAUAAGUUGUUGCAUAUUAUAUCUACAAUAGCAAAUACAAUGUGAAAGAUCCAAUCAAUGAUCCCCAUGAUAUCAAAAAAACUAAGCAAUUUGAUGUCAAUGAGAAGAUCUGCAUCUAUUAUUUGACCAAAGAAACAUUUCCAUAAUUUAUUAAAAAUAAUAAUAAAUCUCCUGAGGGAAUCCUCCAGAGAUUUAUUGAUCCUAUUGCGAAUCAUGAACAACUGAUCUAAGCUAUUUGGAGUCCCUCAGUUUGCAUACUUUCAAAAAAGUAAAACAACAGGGAUCUCUAUGAUAUGCAGUUUGAUCCGUAUGAGAGAUGUGCAACAUUCGAUGGGUGUGAAGCAUAUUCAAAGGUGAUUCCAUUGAGAGGCAAACAAAUCUCACAUGAAAUUAGAAAAUAGUGUUAGAUGAUCAUUCAAAAAUUGACUAAUUUAAGUUAUGGAUAAACAAAUAUAUCAAGAGUCGUAAUGUACUUUAAACCUGAUAAACAGAACCACGUUUGGUUUCUGUAUUGUUCAUCUAUUCGAUUGCAAGGAGAACCCGAUGAAUAAAUAGAGCAAUAUAAAUCUAUCUGGGGGAACUCAAAUAUUAAGAAGAAUAACACUCCAAUAUCUUUCAAUACUAAUUUCAAAAGACCACAUUAAAUUAAAAAUGUGCUAACUGUUAAUACUAUGCAUCCAGUUACUCUAAUUAAAAAUAUAGAAUGUGUUGAAUGUGGAUCACUCUGUUAAAAAGAUGAUCUAUAUCAUUUAGCUUAUGAAUUUAUCAUUAAACAUUUUGAGCUGAAUCCCAAUUCCAAUCCGAUAAUUAAUGAAAACAUUUUAGUUAUUAAACCCAAAUCCUUUUUUGUAAGCUAAGAUCACAUCAGAGACAUACAUUCUCAUAUUCCUCCACUCAUUAUUAAACUAUACCCAUAAAUAACUGUAGCUUUAUAUGAAUAGAUGAAAGUUAAUGAUGCUUUCUUAAUAAAAACGAUUCUAGUUUGUGAGUCCUGCUUUCUUAAAUACAGUUCAUCAAACUCCACUUUGUCUGGUGCAAGCUAGAGAGUAACUAAACAAAAGAAAAUGGCAGUGAGACUGAAGAGUGCCAGCAUUUUAUAGAGGAAACCAGAAAUCAAGGAAUAUUUGUUUUAAUAAAAUUUAGAUCUCAUUAAAUAAAAAAAAGAAGCCUUUUUUAAAACUAAUAGUAAUAAAUAAUCAUUUAACAGUAACUCUUAAUUCUCAACAGUCUUAAAUACUCAUUCAGCUUCGCAUAAGUAUAAGUUGUCACUCGAAAGCAAUUUCGAUCAAAUUAGUUUUCAAUUAAAUACUGCUAGAUGA